Molecule: messenger RNA, 1020 nt
Organism: Poecilia reticulata (guppy)
Lineage: Eukaryota; Metazoa; Chordata; Actinopteri; Cyprinodontiformes; Poeciliidae
Gene: cryaa
Product: crystallin, alpha A
Biological process (GO): response to heat; lens development in camera-type eye; negative regulation of apoptotic process
Cellular component (GO): nucleus; cytoplasm
Molecular function (GO): structural constituent of eye lens
Source: RefSeq, a predicted model, not a curated record
UCAGCUGUGGAACGGGGGACGAAGCACCGUGGAAACAUUCUUUAUUCACAGAUUUUUAUGGUCUGCUUUAUUCUCCUAUUCCUGCUCCGUUUGCAAUUUCUGUCCUACUGGACUCUGAGUUCUGCAGGUGAACCUGCCAACCUGAGCCAAACCAAGCAAACAUAGACCAAACCGCCUCCAAUCACAAUGGAUAUUGCCAUCCAGCACCCCUGGUUCAGACGUGCCUUGGGCUCCAUCUACCCCACCCGACUCUUUGACCAGUUUUUUGGAGAGGGAAUGUUUGACUAUGACCUUUUCCCCUACACCACCUCAACUAUCAGCCCCUAUUACAGACACUCACUUUUCCGCAACCUUCUGGAUUCUUCCAACUCUGGGAUCUCUGAGGUGAGGUCUGACAAGGACAAGUUUACAGUCUACCUGGAUGUCAAGCACUUCUCCCCCGAUGAGCUGAGCGUGAAGGUGACUGAUGACUACCUGGAGAUCCAGGGCAAGCAUGGAGAAAGACAGGACGACCAUGGUUACAUUUCUCGCGAGUUUCAUCGCCGGUACCGCCUGCCCACUUCUGUUGACCAAUCAGCCAUCACCUGCACCCUGUCAACUGAUGGUCUGCUGACGCUGACUGGUCCAAAGCUAUCUGGAGGAAGUGAAUCUGGUCGUGGUGAGCGUAGCAUCCCCGUCACCCAUGAUGACAAAGCCAAUGCUGCUCCAUCCUCAUAGAGGAAAAUUGGUUCACUUCCCCAAGAAUCUGCUAGUCUGAGAUGGACAACCAGAGAUUUCUUCUUCUACCCUUCCCUAAGAUACUCGUUCUUCUUCCUUCAUUUUCUCUAGUUCCUCUAUAGCAUUCUCAUCCAGAACUAUAGUAUCAUUGUUUUUAAGUAUAACAUAGAUUAGCCCUUACGGGCUAAGUAUGGUGCUCAAAACCCUUUCUUCUUUUGUCCUGCCCUGUAAUGUAGUGCAGACCGUGUUCAGUGAAUAUCUGCUAAUAACAUAUAAUAAAGCUGUAUAAUUAACAAAUUGCAA